AUGAUGACGGUUGACCCAGCGGAGCUCUCGCGGCUCCAAGCAUCUAAGACCAUCGGUAUAAUUGGUCUCGGUGACAUGGGAAUGCUCUAUGCCCGGCGGUUUACUCAGGCGGGAUGGAGAGUGGUUGGUUGUGACAAAGAAGAACAUUUUGAACGGUUCAAAAGCGAGAUUUCGGACUUUGAGGUGGUUUUGAAUGGACAUUAUGUUUCCAGAAAGAGCGAUUACACAAUCUACUCCGUGGAGGCUGAAAACAUGGACAAGAUUGUGUCCAUGUACUGUUCGUCCACCAAGGUUGGAGGGAUUGUUGGUGGACAGACCUCGUGCAAGAACGUCGAGAUUGCGGCUUUCGAAAAAUACCUUCCAAAGGACGUGGAAAUUGUUUCUGUGCAUUCGUUACAUGGGCCAAAAGUGAACACUACCGGUCAGCCGUUGGUGCUGAUCAAACACCGUGCCAGCGACGACAGCUUCAGGUUUGUGGAAAUCUUGAUGUCUUGUUUGAAGUCCAAGAUUGUCUAUCUGUCAGCUGAGGAACACGACAAGAUCACGGCAGACACGCAAGCAGUGACCCAUGCUGCCUUUCUGAGCAUGGGAGUUGCCUGGCACAAUACAAACCAAUACCCAUGGGAAACCCCCAAAUGGGUGGGUGGACUGGAGAACGCAAAGAUCAACAUAUCGCUGAGAAUCUUCUCCAACAAGUGGCAUGUCUACGCGGGGUUAGCGAUUACCAAUCCCUCAGCACACAAACAGAUCUUACAGUACGCCACGUCUGUGACUGAGUUGUUCACCCUCAUGAUGAAGGGACGUAAACAGGAAUUGAAAGAGAGGAUGUACAGAGCUAAGGAAAAGGUAUUUGGUCAUUUAGGGAAAGAACACGAGAUGCUGCUUAAUGACGACAUACUCCAGCAGUUUUCGCUAUCCAAGUCACCUCCUGAGGGCAAACAGCUCAACUCACACCUUUCUAUCCUGGCCAUUGCGGAUAGUUGGAGUGUCUUAGGAAUAGUUCCUUAUGAUCACAACAUUUGCUCCACUCCGCUGUUUAGGAUCUUCCUGGGUAUCACGGAAUAUCUUUUCUGCACGCCAGGUUUGCUCGAGGAGUGCUUGGAGGUUGGUAUUUCCCAGACUGAGUUCAGAGAGGAUGAUUUGGAGUUCACACUAGCUGCCCGAAGCUGGCACUCAAUCAUCUCUUUCGGUUCAUUUGAUUUGUAUCGCCAACAGUUUGAGAGAACUCAAAAGUUCUUCAGCCCUAUGUUGCCUGAGGCUAACAAGCUAGGCAACGAAAUGAUAAAGACUAUUCUGGAGAGGAUACACGAGAAGGAGACAUAG
Molecule: messenger RNA, 1323 nt
Organism: Kuraishia capsulata CBS 1993
Lineage: Eukaryota; Fungi; Ascomycota; Pichiomycetes; Pichiales; Pichiaceae
Exons: 1
Coding region: 1-1323 (440 amino acids)
Biological process (GO): L-tyrosine biosynthetic process
Molecular function (GO): NAD+ binding; prephenate dehydrogenase (NADP+) activity; prephenate dehydrogenase (NAD+) activity
Source: RefSeq, a predicted model, not a curated record